This is a messenger RNA of Opisthorchis viverrini, 876 nucleotides long. RefSeq lists its product as hypothetical. NCBI's taxonomy places the organism in Eukaryota, Metazoa, Platyhelminthes, Trematoda, Opisthorchiida, Opisthorchiidae. Bases 1 to 876 code for a protein of 291 amino acids. The transcript is spliced from 5 exons. The record is from RefSeq and is a predicted model, not a curated record.
AUGUGUACUCGUCUGCACUUCGACUGGGUAGUCGCCAAAACUUGGGCGUUUGACAGUAUCUCAGCCUUCGUGACUUCCUCUGGUAGUAUGGCAGCCAGUGGGACGAGAUGGCUCGGGUGGUUAGAGCGCGAAGCUACUGACCGGAAGGUCCGUGGUUCGAACCUGACCUCUGCUUCUCGACUUUCCCUGUCUAGGCUUAGGCAACCUGGCAGUAUCUUAGCCAUCGUGCUUCCUUCGGGUGGCGUGACAGCUUGGCACCGAAAGGGUGUUACAAGUGGGCGGUUAUCUUGUUGUCUAUCUUCUCCGUUGGUUAGACUCAGUAUGGUGAAGGAUCGCCCUUACACACGUGUGAAACUGCAAGGAAUUGAAAACAUCUGGAUCCACAACCAGCUGUUCUGUUCAGGCACCGUGAACUGUGUGGCACCGGAGCGCAUUCACAAAAUACACCAAGUCGUCGUCAUCAUCAUCAUUGACAGCAUGACAUCAGUGUUCAACACCGAUGCUUCAAUGCCGUACAGUCGUGAUUCAUUUGAAAGCCUUAUUGUAAAGAAAAGAGUAAAGUGUCUCCAACCAGGCACAGUGAGGAUCAGGCGGUCCCCAUCCUGGAAGGCGAGUAGCACCGACAGCACCCAAGCGUUUCGUGAUCUCCUUCAUACUCCUCUGCCAAGUCGUGCCACCAUGGAUAAUCGUUCGGCCGUGACACUUUUUCGUUGCCUAGCUGCCAUGCCACCCGGAGGAAGCAAGAGAGCUAGGAUACUACCAGGUUGCCCAAGCCUAGUCAAGGGAAGUCGAGAGGCGGAUGUCGAGAUCGAACCACGGACAUUCCGGUUAGAAAUUCGCGCGCUGACCACUGAGCCGUCUUGUCCCCUGUGGUAA